GCGAACAGCAAGGCCCCGGCAGUGACGGAAGCUGUGCAGCACUGCAAGAGGCUGGUCCUGUCAGAGAACCUGGCGCGCCUUGUUCUCCGAUCUGAGGCCGCUGUAAAUCAGUGGCGGCACGAAGUGCUGGAUCACAGGCACGACGGAUCGCUUGAUGCGGUGCAGGCCAUGGAGACACCGGAGAACUUCAGAUUGACGGAAAUCGCAGAAUGGGCGUGCAAAGCAGUUCCGGGCCUGAGGUCAACUUUGACCCGCCAGCAACUGCAGGUGGAAGGGCAGGUUUCUCACGACCUUUCUCGGCCAGACGCAGCAGCGGCAUACGCCAACCUUCUGGAGUCUGAGUUCGGCCAGUACACUGCUUUUUUGGCUGACUUGACCACGCGACAGACCGCCUCAGAGGAAGAGCUGAAGAAGCUUGCAGCUGAGGACAAGGAAGAACUUCGCCGCGUUGCAGAGGCGCAGCUGCUGGGCACCGUGUCAAAUGACUCGCAGGAGACUACCAACCAAAACAGCGUGCGCGGUGGCUGGUGCCGAAUGCACCACAUCGUGGUGGCUGACUUGCCUGUGAAGGUGAUGCCGCUGAUCACGGCCUAUGUCCGGCGCUUUGCUGCAGAGAGGUCGCUACCUCUAGACUCGGUGGCAACGCUUGUCCUGGGCGACUUCAGUGGUAAGCCCUUUGUCUCCAAGGAGACUCUCACGAGUCUGCAGUCCUUCGUGGCCAACUGU
Molecule: messenger RNA, 726 nt
Organism: Effrenium voratum
Lineage: Eukaryota; Dinophyceae; Suessiales; Symbiodiniaceae
Source: the annotation of a GenBank genome assembly